Messenger RNA from Cladocopium goreaui, 1689 nucleotides. The record is from the annotation of a GenBank genome assembly. Lineage: Eukaryota; Dinophyceae; Suessiales; Symbiodiniaceae.
AUGGCUGCCGACUCGCUGUUGAAUCUGGCUGGUGUGCCUCCAAAGGAUGUGACAUGGGAAGAUGCCAAGGCCCUGACCGUUCGCUUGGGCGAGCUGGGUCGGUUGAAGCGGCCUGAUUUGGUCCAGCAGCUGCUGAUUGGGAUGGCCGCUGAAGGGAUGGAGAUCAACAUCUUCCACUGCAGCUCUGCUGCUUCCGCCUAUGAAAAGAACAGCCAUUGGCCUCGCGCCUUGCUGUUGCUGUCAGGGAUGUCUAGGAUGCAACUCGAGGCCAAUGAAUACACACAAAGUGUCUUGCAUACGGCGUCUGCACAGGCAAGCCUUUGGCAACUAGCACUGGAGAGCACCAGCACGGUGUCAAACGUGGGAGAUAGUUGCCCCUCUGUGGUAGCUGCAUGUUGUUCUGGCGUUGGAAGCUGGGAAUUUGUGUUCCUCACGCUCUCGGAGUUGAGUCAUUUCAGCAUCAGAGUCUCAACUUCUGUGCCCCUGUUGCUUUGCAGUGCUGCCAUUUCAACCUUGGGCACCAGGCAUGACACAUGGAACUCAUCUUCUGAGCAGAACCUAGGCACAACCCCGUGGGUCGCUUCGUUGCUGCUGCUGCAACAUUUGCAGGACCUGCGCAGCAGCCCUGACAUUGUCGCUGUAGGUGCUGCCAGUAGCGUCUGCGAGAAGGGGGAGCAGUGGCGCUGGGCACAAGAAAUCUUGGGAUGGAGCGUGCGCUGGCAGAAGCUUCGUCCCAACUUGAUCACUUCCAACAGUUUGAUCAGCGCCUGUCAAAAGUCGUCCCUGUGGCCAGUUGCUCUCCACCAUCUCCAUGAAGCUGCCGCAGCUUCCAUUGCACCUGACACGCUGAGUUUCAAUGCAGCCAUCAGCGCAUGUCGAAGGACUUGGAGAUUGGCGCUGCAGUAUCUGAAGCUGAUGAAGAUCUGCGGGACUCAAUGGAGCAACAUUAGUUACAACUCGGGAAUCUCGAGUGAACUGCAAUGGCUGCGAUCGCUUGGAAUGAUGGAAUCCAUGAGGGCUACACAAGUUCAGACAUCCAGAGUCACCUACAACGCGAUUCUCGAUGCCAUGGAGAAGGGUUCCAUGUGGCAAUCUGGAGCUGCGAUGUUUGCAACUCUGGGGACGAUCCAACCUGACGUAGUCACCUACGCUUCCAGCAUCAACAGCUAUGUGCAAGUGGACGCAUGGGCAGCGGUUCUGGAGUUGCUGACCUCCAUGGGAUCUUCCCACUGCACUGCGAACACCGUGACGACGACCUCCGCCAUUUGUGCCUGCACGGAGCGCUCGGAGCGCUCGGAGCACCGCUGGCCGCUGGCGACCUCGCUGUUCCGGCGGCUGCUGGCGGGGAAUCUGAGACCAAAUGAGUUGAGCAGCAGCAGUUUGUUGGCCACGAUGGAAGUUUGGUGGCAGUCAUUGGGGUCCCUCACCUGGAUGCACCAACUUGGCAUCAAUGGCCUACCCUUCAAUGCGGCUGCUGCCGGCUGUGCUUUGCAAUACCAGUGGCCAAGAUGUCUUCACCUUGCAUCGAUGGAAAAUUUGCUAGAUGUGGUCAGCUCAAAUGCUCUAGCGGCAGUGUGCCAUAGGAUUCACCAUCCACACUUGGCAGCUACUCUGAUGGGGCCUCUCCAGAUGGCUGCCCUGAAAACGUUGAGCAGGCACAAAAAGAGGCAAAGUAUGAAUUCACGAUAA